Messenger RNA from Clupea harengus (Atlantic herring), 777 nucleotides. RefSeq names its product GTPase IMAP family member 4-like. NCBI's taxonomy places the organism in Eukaryota, Metazoa, Chordata, Actinopteri, Clupeiformes, Clupeidae. The transcript is spliced from 3 exons. Bases 1 to 777 code for a protein of 258 amino acids. The record is from RefSeq and is a predicted model, not a curated record.
AUGUGUGGGGACACCAUCAGGCACCAUGGCAUGUGUCACUAUGGAGAGUGUCACUAUGGAGAGUGUCAGCCAGCUUCUGAGCAGCAGAUAAUCCAGUAUCCUGCUGAAAAUGAGGAGCCCGACAUUUGCAAUGAGGAGGCCAUGACUUUAGGGACAGGCCACAGGUCCAGCAAACCAUCACUGAAUAUCAUUCUUUUGGGAGAGUCGGGCUCUGGGAAGAGUGCCAGUGGGAACACCAUCCUGGGAUGGAAGGCUUUCACAUCAGAGCCCAGCUCCAAGCCUGUCACCACUGAGUGUAAGAUGAUGAAAAAGCGCAUCCGUAGAACACGUGUUAAAAUUAUCGACACUCCAUACUUCUUUGAUGACACUCUUAAGGAGAAAAGCACAGACAUUCUGAGGUGCAGAGAGCUGUGCAGAGAGGGUAGUCUGUGUGUGUACCUGCUGGUCAUUCAGAUUGGCCGCUUCACUGAGGGAGAGAGAGACAUUUUAGAGAGGUUAGAGAAAGCACUGCAGACCACAGUAAGGGACAGAGCCAUCAUCCUCUUCACACGUGGGGAUGACCUGAAAGAGGGUAGUAUUGACAGUUAUCUCAAGAACACAAAUGCUGACCUUCAGGAGCUCACUAAGCAUUGCGGUAACAGAUAUCAGGUGAUGAACAAUACUGAUCAAUCAGCUGCUGCUGGGCAGGCCAAAGAGCUGCUGGAGAAGAUAGCUAAACUGAUACUGGACCUUGAUAAAGCCAGAGUCUUCAAUGGUAAUAGUUGCAUCAUUGCUUAA